Messenger RNA from Sipha flava (yellow sugarcane aphid), 1459 nucleotides. Its product is annotated as tyrosine-protein phosphatase non-receptor type 1-like. Gene Ontology annotation, biological process: protein dephosphorylation. Lineage: Eukaryota; Metazoa; Arthropoda; Insecta; Hemiptera; Aphididae. The record is from RefSeq and is a predicted model, not a curated record. The transcript has 10 exons. Bases 123 to 1190 code for a protein of 355 amino acids. Gene Ontology annotation, molecular function: protein tyrosine phosphatase activity.
AUUUAAAACUCUGGGUUUUUACUGCCAAAGAAUUUCAAGAUGCGUAGCCUGUGUCACUUUAUACCGCUGUAGAGCCCAACUUUACUAGAAAUUGGUAUUUGGUGGUCUGUAGUAUAUUAUUCAUGAUACUGAUUUUGACUAUAGCUGGAAUAAUUCAAGGUGCAUUAAAUAAAAGAAUGUCAUGGGAAGAGUUAAAAUUAUUUCGAACAUCAUGGAAAUCAAGCGAUUUGAAUUUCAAACAGCUACAAACUAAAUCGUCCCGAGAAAUAGCGACUGAAUAUAAUGCUUUGAAUUCCAAUUGGAAAACAAAUAUUUCAACAAAAACUAACUGUGAUAUAGCAAUGUUAUUAGAAAAUAAAUCGAAAAACCGAUAUGCUGAUAUAAUACCAUACGACUAUAACCGAGUUAUAUUAAAACAAAGAAGCAACAACUACAUAAAUGCUUCAUUUAUUAAAUAUGACAAGAAUAUUCGAGAGUACAUAGCUUGCCAAGCUCCCAUGAAAAAUACUUGCACUGAUAUGUGGCAGAUGGUAUUGGAGCAGGAUGUUGUUUCAAUUGUUAUGUUAUGUGAGACUUCAGAAACAAAUAAGGCAAAAUGUGAAAAGUAUUUUCCAAAUGAUGAAGAAAUCUCCAUUCAAUUUGGGGAUAUAAAAGUUGCAGAAAUCAUCAUGAAUGAUUAUAAAAUGAAUUCAUUCACAAUGAAAAAUUUGACGGUCCAUAAAGGCAAUUUAAAAAAAUCAAUAAGGCAUUUUCAAUAUCAUGGCUGGCCAGAUUUUGGAAUACCCAAAGAUCCUUCAACAUUGAUGAAAUUUUGUGAGGUAGUACAAAGCAAAAGUCCAGAGGGUUUAAUCGUUGUACACUGCAGUGCUGGAGUAGGCAGAACCGGCACAUAUAUCACCUGUGACAUAUUUAUGCAAUUAAUCCAGAAAAAUAUCAAACCAUUAAGUGUGUAUAGAACGGUUCAAAAAUUGCGUGGACAACGAAAAAAUAUGGUCCAAACACAGGAUCAAUACGAGUUCAUAUACACAUACUUAGCGUAUUUAUUGAAGCAAAAAAAAUCGCAAGGAGUAUCAACAGUAAUGCAAAUAGGAAAUGCAGUACUUCAGGUGAUACUAUCUAACCUACCUAAUCUUGAUUUUAAUCCCGUCAAUUUACUAAAUAUACCUUUGCAAUGGGUAAACAUUUGUUGACACAUUGCACAUUCAAUCUAACACAUUCAAUCUAAAUUUGAAUCCCGUAAAGAUUUCUUCAAUAUGCAAUAUAAUAAUAUGUAUAAUGAAUAAAUGUAAAAAUAAAUUUAAAACAGGCACGUAGCUAAGGGGUGGCCUGAGGUGGCCCGGCCACCCAAAAUAUUUACAGGCCACCCUUAUGGCCACCCCAUUACAUUGAAAUAUUAUUCAAAUACCCAAGGCUCAAAUAAUUGGGUUGAAAAAUUAAAUAUAUUUUAAAAUUUCUAUUA